AGCAAGGGAGGAGGAGGAGGAGGAGGGAGAGGUAGAGCAGGGAAACAGCCUGAUGAAAGGAGGACAGGAGGAGACUAUCAGCAGCUACUUCCAGUCCAGCGAGGUGGGGGGGAGUGCGAGGGGGAGGUCUACCAUGAGAACAGCCAGGGUAUGAUGUGGGGCAACCAGCUGGAGCAGGGGGUGGGGGGAAGAGGAGGAGCAGGAAGAGGAGGGACCCAUCGUCACCACGGCCGGAGGGUUGACCGUCUAGACAUCAACAUCCAGAUAGAUGAGUCGUACUGCGUGGACAUGGGGGAGGGGCUGAAGAGAUGGAAGUGUCGUAUGUGUGAAAAGUCUUACACCUCCAAGUACAACCUGGUAACUCACAUCCUGGGUCACCAGGGCAUCAAGCCCCACGCCUGCCCCCACUGUGGGAAGCUGUUUAAACAGCCCAGCCACCUGCAGACCCACCUGCUCACCCACCAGGGAACUAGGCCUCAUAAAUGCACCGUGUGUAAGAAGGGCUUCACCCAGACCUCCCACCUGAAGAGACACAUGCUGCAGCACACCGACGUCAAACCUUACAGCUGCCGCUUCUGUCGCCGUGGCUUUGCCUACCCCAGCGAGCUCCGCGCCCACGAGACCAAACACGAGCGCGGGCGCUGCCACGUGUGCUCCCAGUGUGGCAUGGAGUUCCCCACCUACGCCCAUCUGAAGCGCCACCAGACCAGCCACCAGGGACCGACUAGUUACCAGUGUACAGAGUGCAACAAGUCCUUCACCUACCGCAGCCAGCUGCAGAAUCAUCUACUGAAACACCAGAGUCCUCGGCCGUACUCCUGUUCCCACUGCGGGCUGGAGUUUGUCCAGCUGCACCACCUCCGCCAGCACGCCGUCACACACAAGGGAAUGAAGGGUCAUAAGUGUGAGGUGUGUUCCCGUGAGUUCACCUUGUCAGCCAACCUGAAGAGACACAUGUUGAUCCACAACAGCAUCAGACCCUUCCAGUGUCACAUCUGCUUCAAGAGCUUCAUCCAGAAACAGACGCUCAAAACACACAUGAUCGUCCACCUGCCCGUCAAACCCUUCAAAUGCAAGGUGAGUUUAUAUCCAGGGUUGGAACAAGUUCAGGGAACACAACCGGAAAAUAAGAGGGAACCUGGAAGGAAAGUGAUUCAUACUGUUCCGGAACAGAACUGUUAUUUUAAAAGCAUGGGAACCGGUUAAUAACGUUAUUUUAUGUUCCAGGCAUUUGUUUCUAGUCCCACAACAAAACGCCUAUACAAAGCCCUCACGCUGUCACUCAAAAACGUAUUCUGUCUGCCUGCCCGCUGAAAAUCUUUACCUGUCUGUGUUUAGGCUACCUGCCCCUCCCCCCUCCGAAGCAUAGGCUAGCUACUGUACUGAGUACAAGCUUGAUUCAGAAGAUCGGGAGACAGGUUUUUAUUAGCUAGAGAAGAAUGGAUUCACUUUUUCAGACACUACAUUGAGGGAAAAAA
Messenger RNA from Salmo salar (Atlantic salmon), 1478 nucleotides. The record is from RefSeq and is a predicted model, not a curated record. NCBI's taxonomy places the organism in Eukaryota, Metazoa, Chordata, Actinopteri, Salmoniformes, Salmonidae.